Molecule: messenger RNA, 4863 nt
Organism: Plodia interpunctella (Indianmeal moth)
Lineage: Eukaryota; Metazoa; Arthropoda; Insecta; Lepidoptera; Pyralidae
Gene: sca
Product: scabrous
Exons: 6
Coding region: 111-1991 (626 amino acids)
Source: RefSeq, a predicted model, not a curated record
GCCGCCUCCGCGACUAUACCGCACUAGUCAGUCGGCCGGGACACACGCGACUCCGCCGCGAACCGCGAUACGAUCGUACCGUACGAGUAACGAGUACCUCGGCCGCUAAGAUGAAGUGUUUAACUUUAUUUUGUGUCUUAUUGACUAUAAAAUUUCUCACUGUGCAUGCUGAGUUCAAAAUCAAGAAGGAAAUCCAAGAGUUGGCCGAACAAGUCGAGAUCAUGAAAACUUUGCAUGUCACCGAUGUUAUGCGCAUGAAGAGGGAGAUCGAGGAACUCAAGGAACUGACCACUCUGCAUUCUUCCGGCAACCACGAGCGAAAUGAGAAGAUGGCGCUGCAGUGGGCGAAGACGUCUAUGAACGAGCUGAGGCUGGAGAUGAAGGAGAUCGGCAGGAGUAUCAACAACUCCGCGUUGCUGCGACAGCUGCAUUCCAUUCGGAAUGAGCUGAAGCAGGCUUUGAUGGAGACCUCGGAUCUGGCGAAGCUGGCGCGGACGCAGGAGGCGCGCGUGGACAAACUUGACGGGGAGGUGGGCCGCCUCCGGUACGAGGGUCAGCAAAUGAGGGCCAUGAUCGCUGAGGUCAGGGGACACGUCGCCAAGAUCACCAAAGAGAUGAAAACGAAACAACUCGCGGAUCUGAACCCAGACUAUAACGACGUGCUGGAGCCGCACGAGCAGAGAGCUGGCGAGCUGAAGCCCGAGCACAACCACAAGUAUCGCCACAACAAAAUGGUGCAUGCGCAGAUCUCGCGCCUGGCUAAGAGCCAAGACCAGCUAGAUGAGUUUCAGCAGAGUCUUCAAACACAAAUAUUGGACGUCCAACGACGCAUGGACCGCUUCGAGGAGCCCAACUGGAACCUCCUCUCGGCAAAAGUGGAAUUCCUCGAGCUGGAAACUAAAGUACUCGGCGAAGAGUUGAAGAACACCUCACAAAAGAUCUCGGACCUCGACAAAGUGCAUACUUCCAUGCUCGAGCUGAGGGAGGACGUGGAGAACAUCGAAAAUAAAGCCGAUAAAAUCAUCCCUGAAUUCCGCAAGGAGAUAUCUAAAUUGGACAUCAGCUUCGCCCAACUGAAUGCUCAAUCGUCGUACUUGAAGGAGGACCAAGAAAAUUUGCGUCAAUCUGUUAAGGCCAUCGCUGUCAGCGUCAGCAACACUAUCGACCGCGCCGAGCUCGAUCGCCUCACCAUGAAAAAAAUCAACGAGUCUAUCGCCGACUUGGAAACCAGAUCCAAGCAGCAUUUCUAUCGCCUUAACGAUCAUAUUCUGAAGAGCGAAGCCAAUAAUGUUGAUGGUAAUCACACAGACAUUAUGCCUCUUCCCGAGUUAAUUGAUGAGGUCAAGGAGCUCCAACCGGUGCAGCGUGAGUAUGAAGAUUUGGUGAACCAACUCCCCGAAGAUUGCUCAAGCAUCUCGGGCCCUAAUGGCGUCUACAUGAUUCACCCCGGUAACGGACCCAUGGACACCUGGUGCUCUAAUGGCAGUACACUUUUACAACGCCGCCACAAUGGAACCCUGGAAUUUAAUAGGAAAUUUGGAGAAUACGUUAGAGGUUUCGGCACUCCAGCGGGCGAAUAUUGGGUAGGGCUGGAAACCAUGCACCAGCUGACUGCUAGGAAUUGUUCAUCGAUGCGUUUGGAUAUGACUGACAUUUAUGGAGGCUACUGGUAUGCCCAAUAUGAUCAGUUUUAUGUAGGAGGCGCGGACUCUGGCUUUAUUCUUGAAUUAAGCGGCUUCAAAGGUAAUGCAAGCGAUGCUUUUGAAUAUCAAAACCACAUGGAAUUUUCUGCUAUUGACCGCGACAGGGAUGUUUCCAACACACAUUGCGCCGGGAACUACGAAGGCGGAUGGUGGUUCUCUCACUGCCAGCACGUGAAUAUCAACGGCAAGUACACCCUCGGCUUGACCUGGUUCGACUCUGCUCGCAACGAAUGGAUCGCUGUGGCCACCAGCGAGAUGCGCAUGUACCGCCGCCCUGGCUGCUCUUAAAUUCAUCACGAUUCUCAAUCAUUCAGCAUCAUUCAAUUUCCACUAUUUAUUAUUAUAAUAAAUAGCUGACUUUUAUCAAUCAUACCAAAGAUAAAACUAGUAAGCUGUCGUACUUAUUGUUUUAAGUAGUAAAGGCGAAUGUAAUCGUAUUAAAUAUAUAUAUCAGUGUGUUUCUUCUACUCACGUUCUUGAUGUGCCCUUCAGCUAUAUCCUAACAAUAGCGAUCUUGCCAAGAUGUUUCCGGAUCACUGGGAUAGAUUGUAAUAAAAACUCUUAGUAUUAACGUGCGUCUGUUGUAACUGUGCGUGCGUUUAGCGUCAUUGUUUCAUCCUCCUUCAAAAGCGAUUAUUUUUAUUAUAAGAAGCGGGUGUACUGAGUAAAGGAUGAUAUCUCCGAAUGAUGAAUAUAUGAUCCGUGCCCUUCGACUGCUUUUAGAAGUAAUCAUAUCAUGAUAGUUGAUGUUAAAUUUAUCGAUGUAUUUUAGAACUUUAAUCCGAAUUCGUAUUUGAACUUAUUACCAUGUGUAAGUUAUAGUAAUAUAUUUAAACAAUAAAAAUAAAAAAAAUACCACGAAAUAUUGAAGGUUCAUUGGGUAAAAGCUGGCUUAUAUCGGAAACUUAUUUUAACUUAUGUACAUAAGUAUCUAUUGUAUUAUAUAUUUUUAAUUUUAUUUAGAUUUAAGUAUAGAUGUGACAAUGCAUAAAAUGCAUCAAAAAUAUUGAGCUUGCAUUUUAGUUUACUGUAAUCUUUAAACAUUCCACUGAUUUCACAUUAGGCUGAUUAUUUCUAGUUAUAACCCUUGUACAUAUAUAUGAUUAUAAUUAUAUUACUUUUAGUAAAACUUGCAUAUUGCAAUUUUAUGUUAAGGGGAUUGAGUCAUUGAGCCAUACAAAAGGAAUUUUAGUGAAAUUUGAUACAUAAGUUGAACACAGCCGUCAAUAGCAAGGUACUCUUAAUAUAGGUUCCAGUAGUAUGGUAAUCAUUACUGCCGUUUGAUCUACUCGUGACAAGUCAAAAACUAACGUGUUAACUGUAGAUGAUGAAGCAAUUGUACAAUUCAUCGACUGUGGUUAACACAGUAAUGGAGUAUGUCAAUCAUGCAAACCGUUCAAGGAAGUUUGUUUACACGAUUGGUUGGACGAUAUUAUUACGACGAUAUUAAAUUCCGGGACUAUUCUUCGCAGAAUCUAUUGGAUGGAUUUCGAUGACAUAACUUUAAGUAUAAAAAAAGAACACCCGGAAAUACUUCACUUUUUAGCAAUUUUUUCAGAAACCAAAGCGUAGCUCUUCGGCAUAGACAGACUAGUCAGUAAGUAAUAUCUUAUUGACGGACUAUGUUUUAUUAUUAAAUAAUAAAUAGCAAUUGCGUAUCAUUUUCGAAACAAUCUAGGCUCAAUGAUAAGAUGUCCUUAUUGUUCUUUGUCUCAGAAUUUACCUAUAAGACUGUUCUCGCCAAGCUAUCAAAAUUAAGGUUUAGAUUUAUAGAAUUGGCAUUGAAGGCAAAGAUAAUUUAUUAGUAUUUAUUAAGAUUUCUUCGACUUGCCUAUUACCUACUCGCUAGGUAGUAAAUUGUGUCAUACUUAUCUGUUAGGGCUGGACUAGGCGAACGAGACAGCAAUAUAUCUGAUUGAGGGUAACAUGUAAACUUCAAUAUUUCCUGAAUUUAUCAGUAAUCUGGUCGGUAAAUAAGGUUUUCAAUUUAUCUAUGUCGAUAGUUUGCAAGAUGUAUUAGAAUAGUGUUAAAUGUUACAUAAUAAGUUUAGGUAGUCCAGUGCCGGCUGCACACUAUCAGACAACUCGGACAGAUGCCUCGAAUGAAUGAAUAUUUCGUAGUUUGUAUUCGCGGCCAUGAAAAGACAGUAACAUGUCAUGAACUAUUUGUGUGUAUAGUGUAUAGUUGGCAUAAAACCAUAUUGAAGCUUGAAAAACACCUGGAGAUCAGUUUUAGAGUUUCACCUUGUGUGCAGCGCGGAUCUUCAAUAUCACGUUCGAAUUAACUUGCCUAGAGAAUUAACGCCGAACAAUGGUGGAAUUGAAGAAUGGAACUCCAAGGGACAUUGAAAAAUACACUAAUAAUAUAUUGUACUAGAUUAGCAUCUUCAUUAUAUAAUCAAACUAAGAAAAAAUAAAUAUCCUAACCAUUUUACUCGUCACAUUAAUCCAGGGUAACUGCUAAUAUUGAUACAUAAUAGUGAAUGCAACAUCGCAGUGCUUUCACAACACUUACUGCGACACAGUUAUUGUAUUCCCAGCGCGAAGCAUAGUUGAUCAAAAAUAUUCAUUUUAGAAAAUAUAGUUGAAAUUAUUUAUUUUCAGUAAUUGCAAGAAAUGCGGAUGUAGAAUAUUUUACGAGCAGUGGUUUUUGGUUGAACAUGUAUAUACAACGCUCGCGAAAUGGACAUGUUUGUCAGAUUAAUCCGACAUUCGCGGUGAGGGUUAAAGUUUAGCGUCCGACCGAAGUUUGGUUUUGCCAAAUUGCCAAGACCAUUGGCCGAAGUAAAUGACAUACAAAAUACUUAAUCAGAGCAAAAUUAGUAAGAAGUGGUCAUUUUUGUUUUCAAGUUAUUAAUAUAAAUUGUACAAAACAAGUUACAUAAACAUUGUAUUGUAUUGUUUAUUUGUUUAGCCAAUAUUCAAUUAAAUUUCUUUGAGUUGUCUUUCAUAGUCUUUGGCAAAUACCUAGAUCUUCGUCAGACAAUAUUCAUUUUAUUAAAAGUUGAGUUAUUAGCAGUCGCCCGCCUUCUGAGUAAAUUAAGUGUAUUUAGAUCAGUAAUCACAAUUUUGCCCAAUUAAAUUGGCUAAACUUGGACGUAUUUCGUAAACUCGUUGUUUUUAGGGUUCCGUACCUCAAAAGUAAAAAAAAAAAGAAUCC